UGAGGAAAGAUUGGACUGGGCUUGUAUUCACUGGAAUUUAGAAGGAUGAGAGGGGAUCUUAUAGAAACAUAUAAUGUUAUAAAAAGAAUGGACAAGCUAGAUGCAGGAAAAAUGCUCCCAAUGUUGGGAGAGUCCAGAACCAGGGGCCACAGUCUAAGAAUUAAAGGGAAGCCAUUUAAAACUGAGCUGAGAAUAAACUUUUUUCACCCAGAGAGUUGUGAAUUUGUGGAAUUCUCUGCCACAGAAGGCAGUAGAGGCCAAUUCACUGGAUGAAUUUAAAAGAGAUUUAGAUAGAGCUCUAGGGGCUAGCGGAAUCAAGGCAGGCACAGGUUACUGAUCGUGGAUGAUCAGCCAUGAUCACAAUGAAUGGCCAAAUGGCCUCCUCCUGCACCUAUUUUCUAUGUAAUAAAAUGAUGUACCUGUGGAAAGGAGAUGAGGAAUUUCUUUACCCAGAGGGUGGUGAAUCCGUGGAAUUCAUUGACACAGACGGCUGUCAAGGUUGUUUUUUGGGUAAAUUCGGGUAUUUUCAAAGCAGAGAUUGAUAGGUUCUUGAUUAGUAAGGGCAUCAAAUGUUAUGGGGAGAAGGCAGGAGAAUGGGAUUGAGAGGAAAAAUAUAGUUUUCAUGAUUGUAGACUCGAUGGAGCGAAUGGCCUAAUUCUGGUCUUAUAUCUUUAGGAAAUUAUGAAAAUGACCACAAACUAUAUAAUUAUAAAUUAUAUAGAAUUAUAUCUAUAAAUUGGUGAUAUUUAUAUUCAUGUCUUCAGAUCAAUAGUCAAGGACUCUUCUCAUUGGUUCUGUAAUUUAUUCUGCUACAGUGUCCCCUAUUUGUGUAUUAAAAUAACAUUAUGAUAAGUCUGAAUAAGGGUCCCAACCUGAAAUGGGGCCUAUCCAAGUCCUGCAGAGAUACUGCCUGACCUGCUGAGUUACUCCAGCAUUUUUGUGUCUCAUUCUGAUAACAUGGUUCUGAUCAUUAUGUGUGGGGAAAAAAUAAAUCAAAAACUUGUUUGACUUGUUCAAUACAUGUGUAUUUUUUAUUAGGAUGUUUAUAGUAAAGUCUUGGCAUAAUGUUAUUGAGUCUUAAGUUUGCUCCUUAGAUAACAAUUAAAAUAAAUACAAAUCUCAUCACCAGUUUCCUUCUUCAUCCCACCAUUUCAAGGUAACAGGAUUUUGAUGCAGCUAAACUUGUAGCACAAAAAAGAAUGUUGAUCCAGAGCUUUUUGGCACAUUUGCCAUUGUAUGAUAUCCAUGAAAGAAAAUACAAGGUCUGCUUUUGUUCUAUAAAUAUCUACGAAACACUCCUUCACCAGCUUUAAUGUAACACAAUCAACAAGGCUUAUCUUUACAAAGACAAAGCCAACACUUGCAUUGCAUUCCUUCAGUCCUCGACAAAGCCAGAUCAAUCAUGGAAGCUGUCUCAACUUUUUUUGUCUCUCCUUUUCUCUUUUUGUUAAUUUGCGCGCUUCCAGUGGAGCAGAACAUCGGGGAAGUGGAUGAAAAUGUGGUAGAAUCGGCCACCAUCCAGUCAAAUGGUUUUUCUAACUUGCAUUUGGCUGAAGCACAAGAAAACUGCUCUGCUGAUAGCAUGUCAACGUGUGACACGGACUCUCUCUCUGCACCAGGAGCAGGAGCAAGAUUGUUACAACCAUCAAGCGAGGACAGUAAAAUUACCCAGAGCAAGCUCUCUUCUGACGGAGAACCAGCAAACGCAAACCUACGUGAAGAGUGGGAUACGAGGUCUCCGCCAAGAAGUCCGAGUGCUUUUAAAGAGCCAGUGUGCAGGCUGCAAAGUGAUGAGCAAAGCAUGAAUUACCUGGAAGUGAUCGGUGCCACGACUGGAUAUGAACGCCGUUUCAUUGAAGAUGUGGCUUUGUACAAUGACAGCCAUGCGGCCACGUUUGGGAUCUGUUCUGGUGCAAAGCAAAGGCACAGUGCUCUCCUCCUUCUGAGAAAUUUGGCAUUUCAUUUAAAAUCUGCUGCAGAAAUGGUGAGGCUGAUGGUUCUGCAUCUUUCUGAAGUAAACUGGAAAGGAUACAACCUGCAGCUCCAAUUUAAGAUGGCAUCAGAAAGGAACCUUCUUCGGCUGAUAGAGGAAUCAGAGAUGUCUCUGCUGGUGUUUUAUAUUGGACCAAGCCAAGGAGAUAUCUUUGAAAAUGAAAAUGUAUUCCGAUUCCAUGAAGUCCAUUUGGAGAAACAUCAGUCUGUUUGCUUUAAUGAAGAGACAAAAUACGUCAUUCUGAGCAUUCGAGGAGUGGCUGGCAAAUGUGAAGAAGGGCUGCUGUGUAUUGAUGUAUCUCUAAACAUCAGACGUCACUCAAAUGGUGCUCUAAUGAGGAGAGAUGAGCUCCAGUCGUUGCUGUUUGGCUUUGAUGAGAAACGCUUCACAAGGAUGACUCCAGCCUUGUUUUUUCUGAUCAAAGAGUUGAAGAACAAACUGAUGGAGCCAAGCUGCACCUCAGUCCAGGAAGCAGAGCCACAUCCAGCCAUCACCGAUGAAAUCUCCAAGGUGGUUAAAAGAUCGGAGAGUGAUUAUUUGGAAACGUUGGAUGUUCCAAUUCAUUCAACAUCUUCAAGCCAUGGGUCCCCACGCGCAUUCUUGCAACAACUCAACAGAUUUCUGAAUGUAGUAUUAGAUUACUCCACCGACCAAAAUUCCCGAUCUGUGCUUCACCUGGACAAAGAAACCAUCGAAAGCCUUCCCCAUCACUCGCUGAAUAUUUCAAACGCCUACGUCCUGGAGCUGUUGGUUCAGUCAGAAGAACCUCUGGUAUUUCUGUUGCCGGAGAAUGCGGAGAACUUUCUCCAGCAGAUCAUAGAACACGGAAACGUCGGGGAAACCGAGGAAAAGAUACAGCAGCUUUUCCUCACCAAACUGAAAAACACCGUCAGAAAAGUGUUGGAAAUACCCAUUUUCCAGAAUGAGAAGGUCCUGAAAAAGCUGAUUCAUCUUCUGAACGAGUGCAACUAUCCCUUUCCACUUCCCGAGUUCCCCCAAGUCAGCAUUUUGCCACAAGAUGACCAAAAGAAGGGAAAUAGCAGGCAAAAGACCUACUAUACCUUCUUGUUGCUGAAGACUUUGCAAACAGUGAAGACCUUUUGGGAGAAGAGGCAGAAACUUUUUCGGCAAAAUAGGAGUGCGACCAACCGAUCCAUCUGCAAAUUGGAGGAACUCAGCAUUGACUUUGAGCGUCUGUCAUACGACUGGAUCUUGGUCCCGAAGUUGUACAAUAUACAUAAUUGUGUUGGCUCUUGCAGGAUUCCCUUAACAGGGAAUGUAUCUAAUCAUGUUGUCUUACUCAUUAAAAUGCAGGAACAAGGGCUUCCAACAAAACGGGAACCAUGUUGCGUUCCGGUGGAGUAUUCUGAACUUCUGCUGGCCGUGGUCAAUGAUCAAAGUAGCAUGAUCACUGUGUAUAAGAACAUGGUGGCAGAGGAAUGUAAGUGUAGAUGACCCAGGCGUGCAGCCAUCUCAGGAGUCAAAUAUCGUCAGGAAGGACCAACAUAUAACUUAGAACAAAGAACAGUGCAGCGCAGGAACAGGCCCUUCAGCGCACAAUGUCCAUGCCCAACAUGAUGCCAAGUUAAACUAAUCUCCCAUGCCUGCACGUGAUCCUUUUCCUUAUAUUGCCUGCCAUAUCCAUGCGCCUACUUAAAAACAUUACUCUGACAUAGAAGGUUCUCGACACAAAACGUCACCUAUGAACGUCACAGUAUGUUCUCCAGAGAUGUUUGCUGCCUGACCUGCUGAGUUACUCCAGGACUCUGUGUCCUUCUGCCUACUUAAAAGUCUCUUAAAUGCCACAAUCAUAUAUGCCUCCACCACCACCCCUGGCAGAAUGUUCCAGGCACGUACCACUCUCUGUGCAAAAAUUCUUGGCCCACACAUAUCCUUUAAAUUUUCCCCUUCCACCUAACAGCUAUGCUAGUCGUGAUAUUUCCACCCUGGGGGAAAAGGUUCUGACUACCCUAUCUAUGCCCCUCAUAAUUUUAGAUACUUCUAUCAGGUCUCCCUCUAUCAGGUCUCCCCUCAGCGUCCGUCGCUCCAGACUAAACAAUGGAGUUUGUCGAACCUCUCCUUAUAGUUAAUACUCUCUAAUCCAUGAAUAUUUGUGGUUACACAUUUCGUAGCAAAAUCAUGUGUCAGCAUGAACAGAUUCUGUAACCGAUUCGAUUUACUUCAUCUGUUUUCAAAUGACCCAGAAAUGCAAAAUUCAAAUAUGUCAUAAAUCCCCAAUGAAAAUUGUUGGAGUAAGCGAAUCUGUCUCUCAUUUGGUUUAGUUAUUUUUUUAAACAAAAUACUUAUAUAUUCUCUUUGGAAAGUAAGCUGCAACAAUCUGUUACAUACAACAUGCUAAUGAGAAGUUUUUAAUUACUACUUGAGCCAUAAUCAAACCAAUACAAUGAUGAUCAGAAUUCUCAAAACCAAUGAGAAUCAAAUCAAUUUAUUUCCAUUUGCUGAAAAGUACAUGACUAGUCUGAAGAAAGGUCCCAACCAGGAACUCCACCUAUUCAUGUCCUCCAGAGAUGAUGCUUGCCCCGCUGAGUUACUCGAGUACUUUGUGUUUUACUCAAGGGUGCAUGACUAGUUGCAGGCAAGAACGUUUCAAUUCCUAAGAAAAUUUGCAGGAGGUAGGUGUGUGUGAGUGUGUGCAUGCGUGCAUGUGUAUGUGUUUGUCUAAUUCACAUACAAUAAGGCUCAACUGAAUACUUUAAUAAAUGGCUUGUUGAAACCUACAAAAAUCAAAGGAGAAUUUUGCUUGAUUAGAAUAAUAUCCUUAAUGUUGGAUUGAACCUGACUGCCUGAGUGGAAAGUUGAUAGCAGUUGGUGUCACCUUGCAUGCAAUCCAUUAAGAAGUAGCUCAGAGCAAAGGAUUUGAACAUAUGACGAUAUUUUAACUGAAAAUACACAUUAGCAAUCAGUUAUGGGCUAAAUGUAUUUUAUGUACUUGUAUAUCAUGUAAUCGCUCUGCAAUUUCAUGGCGUAUUUAUUGGCGUAUGAAUUGCGGAACAAUUUAUUUUAAAUUAAGUAUUCAUAUUAAUCAGCUUUCUUUUCUGAACUAGCCCGUGGAUUCUCUUCCAAUAAGGUGUAAUUUAAGAGAACACCAUUGAAUCUAUGAGAUGCUAUUCAAUAAUAUCCUUGAAAUAGAAUGAAGGUGGAAAACUAUAAUACGAGUUUGUGAUCUUGUCACUCCCUUCAUGAGAAGGCAACUUAAUGAGAUGCCUUCUGCCAGGAGAGAAAGUGUUGCUCUUUGCUGCUCUCCAGUGAUCAUCUCAGGAUGAGUAAUUACAGACAUCACUCAAGAAAGGAAGAGAACAAUAGUUUAAGUUGGGAAAAGUUUCUUAAAUAUUCUACAGAAGACAAUAUGACCUUCUGCUAAUGAUACCAGACACUCUCUUAUUCUCUGUUGUUAUAUUUGCCUUGUAUUUUACAUUAUCAUCCAAUAAU
This is a messenger RNA of Leucoraja erinaceus (little skate), 5443 nucleotides long. RefSeq names its product anti-Mullerian hormone (gene amh). The coding region runs from base 1403 to 3448 and encodes 681 amino acids. Gene Ontology annotation, molecular function: growth factor activity. Gene Ontology annotation, biological process: gonad development. The record is from RefSeq and is a predicted model, not a curated record. NCBI's taxonomy places the organism in Eukaryota, Metazoa, Chordata, Chondrichthyes, Rajiformes, Rajidae. The transcript has 5 exons.